Molecule: messenger RNA, 1416 nt
Organism: Aspergillus ruber CBS 135680
Lineage: Eukaryota; Fungi; Ascomycota; Eurotiomycetes; Eurotiales; Aspergillaceae
Product: putative pantothenate transporter
Exons: 5
Coding region: 1-1416 (471 amino acids)
Biological process (GO): transmembrane transport
Cellular component (GO): membrane
Molecular function (GO): transmembrane transporter activity
Source: RefSeq, a predicted model, not a curated record
AUGGGGUCAAAAAAUGUUGCAAAUACUGAAGUCUUCUCAAUUGAUGAUAAGGAUGGACUAUGGAUUCGCUUCCUUACAUUUCUACAAUGGUAUCCGAAGGACAUGAGCCAUGCAGAAAAAAAACUGGUCCUGAAAUUAGACAUUUUGAUUUUGACCUUUGGCUGUUUGUCAUUUUUCACCAAAUACCUCGACCAACAAGCUAUCACCAAUGCUUACGUUUCAGGAAUGAAAGAGGACAUGCAACUAACCGGAAAUGACAUAAACUAUAUAACAAUCGCCUUCUGGGCUGCCUACUGCAUCUCCAUGAUCCCCGCUUGCUACUAUCUCACCCGCAGCCGAAUCAACAUCGUGCUCCCCACGCUGGAAGUAGGGUGGGGACUAUUCACGUUUGGCUGUGCCUGGGCACAGAAUCUCAACACCAUCUACGCCAUGCGCGUGUUCAUUGGAAUCUGCGAGUCGUGCUCGUUUACAGGCAUCAUUUAUGUUAUUGGGUCAUGGUAUAAACCAAAAGAGAUUGGACGCCGAGUUUCGCUGUUUUUUAUUGCCUCACCGUUGGGAACGAUGUUUGCCGGGUAUUUACAGGCGGCUGCUUAUACCAAUCUGGAGAAUGUGCAUGGGCUGGAGGGAUGGAGGUGGUUAUUUGUGAUAUGCACGAUAAUCACGAUUCCGAUUUGCAUUCUAGGGUACAUCGCCUUCCCCGACGUCCCUCACCAUAGCAAACCUCGCUUCCUUACCGAGGAAGAACACAUCCUCUCCAAUGCGCGCGUAGCGGAAUUCACCAGUCCAAGCCAACUAAAAGUCUCCCGGGACAUUUUCAAACGUGUCUUCGGACGCUGGCAUUGGUACGUAUUCGUCGCGCAAUGGAUCCUCGUCGAUCAGAAUUUCCUCGCCUCUUCGACGCCAUUUAGCUUGUAUCUCAAGGCAAAGCCGGAUAUAUACUCCGUGUCGAGGAUCAAUACGUUACCGACUAUCGCGACGGCAGUUUCGAUUGUGGCUGCGUUGAUUGCAGGAGUGGCUGUUGAUCGGGCUGCUAAUUUUUGGGUUCCAUGUGUUGUGGCUACGAUGCCGGUGCUUGUGGGGCUGGUAUUGCUGGUUGUGUGGGAUAUUGGGGAGGCUGGGAGGUUGACUGGGUUUAUUCUGACUGGUUCUGAGGGUGCGAUGAGUCCGUUAACGAUGAGCUGGGCAACGGUGGUCAUGGCCAACGACGCCGAAGAACGAGCCAUUGUUACAGCCAGUAUGAAUGCAAUCGGGCAGGCCAUGUCGGCGUGGACCCAGCUACUGCAGUAUCCAGCUGUUGAUGCACCUAACUUUCGAAAAGGAUUUAUCUCGAACUUGGCGACUACAUUAGCCCAGUUGGUGGUUAUUGCGAUGAUUGCGUUUUUGUGUCGGCGAGGUAAUCAUGUACGUAAGGAUUAG